AUGGGCCUCUUCACCACCUCGACGACCCCCGCCCCGCCCCCGCCCUCCCACGCCUCCCCCACCCCGUCCCCGGACGGCGCGUUCGAAGCCCCGGACCGGCAAUCGCGCGCGCACUGCUGGCGGGCCCGGGACGACUUCUUCGCCUGCCUGGAACGCAACGGCAUCAUCGACGGCAUACGGGAGAAAGAUCGGGCGGAGGGCGCGUGUGGGAGUGAGGGGAAGGGGUUGGACAGGGAGUGCGCCGCGAGUUGGGUCACGUAUUUCAAGCAGAGACGAGUGAUGGAGCACAAUAAGAAGCAAACGCUGGAAAAGCUGGCGAAGGAAGGGGCGAGACCGAUGCCCGAGGGGAUGGCGCUGCCUGGAGACCAGAGGAAACCGACUUCGUGA
Molecule: messenger RNA, 387 nt
Organism: Letharia columbiana
Lineage: Eukaryota; Fungi; Ascomycota; Lecanoromycetes; Lecanorales; Parmeliaceae
Exons: 2
Coding region: 1-387 (128 amino acids)
Biological process (GO): mitochondrial respiratory chain complex IV assembly
Cellular component (GO): mitochondrion; mitochondrial intermembrane space; respiratory chain complex IV
Source: RefSeq, a predicted model, not a curated record